This is a messenger RNA of Saprolegnia diclina VS20, 744 nucleotides long. RefSeq lists its product as hypothetical. The record is from RefSeq and is a predicted model, not a curated record. Bases 1 to 744 code for a protein of 247 amino acids. NCBI's taxonomy places the organism in Eukaryota, Oomycota, Saprolegniomycetes, Saprolegniales, Saprolegniaceae. The transcript is spliced from 4 exons.
AUGGACGAUGCCGGCGGCUGCGAGGUGGCCCGGAUCCUCGGCGCUCGACACCACUUUGCCGUGCUUGGUCUUGACCGCGUCGAGUUUGCCGACCUCGCGACCGUCCGGAGGCAAUACAAGCUGCUGGCGCGCGUUGUGCAUCCGGACAAGAGUGCCCAUGCGCAGGCGGAGGAUGCGUUCAAGAAGCUCAGCAUCGCGUACGAGUGCCUCGCCGACGACGCGAGCCAGACGCAAUACCUUGCGUCGAUCACGUCGUCGAGCAAGAAGCGGCGACGAGGCCAGAGCAACGAUCCGCCGGCCAAGCGACCCGCGCCAACGACGCACAUACGGAUGCGCACGCCCGACGAGAUUUACGCCGCCUUCAUGGCCGAGGAAGAGCGACAAGCAGCCGCCGAGUUCCAAAAGCACGGGUUCGAGCGGGUGUUUAUCGCCUCGCCCAAGCACAAGACAAAGCGCGUCGAGACGCCACUGCCGACACCAGAAGACCAUCGCCGGGAAGCGCUGCUCGCGACCGACUUGGAGGCCAAGCGCGGCGGGUGGGCGUCGUUCGCGUCCGGCAAACCGCCGAAUACCUCAGAGGCCCCAGCUCCAUCAAUCGUGGCGCCUCCACAAGUCGUCACACCGGCCUUCCACUGUCUGCUUUGCCGGCGCAAAUUCAAGUCGCGCGACGUCCUGGUGCGGCACGAGGCCGAGUCCGAGCUGCAUCAAGCAAACCUCGCCAAGCAGGCACAGCGAGCCACAUGA